Messenger RNA from Mya arenaria, 2498 nucleotides. RefSeq names its product scavenger receptor cysteine-rich type 1 protein M130-like. The transcript is spliced from 2 exons. Gene Ontology annotation, cellular component: membrane. The record is from RefSeq and is a predicted model, not a curated record. NCBI's taxonomy places the organism in Eukaryota, Metazoa, Mollusca, Bivalvia, Myida, Myidae. The coding region runs from base 168 to 1286 and encodes 372 amino acids.
UUAUGGAACGCAUAUUCUUAAGGAACAUUUAGCUAAGCGAACAGUUUACUUUAGUUACACGUAUACGACUGUGCCUAUUUUUUGCAAGAAACGGAUCGGAAUUGUAAAGAUAUAUAUUGAUAAAAAUACGGAACUAUAAAGAGACUGGUUCUAGAAUAGACUGAAACAUGUUCGUUUGGCGUUUUAUUCUGGUGCUUGUGCUCCUCCCUGCUGCAGCCUCGAAUGAUUUAGAAACAUUGACUUUAGAAAUAUCUAAACUCGGACGUAAAAUGGACACAUUUCAGUCGUUUGUGUUUCAGGAUAUUUCGAGCAUCAAAGACAAAAUCCACAAAAUGGAUUCAAAAAUGGACGCGAUUUUAAGACAAGGCCAAAAUAGAGAAGACAUACAUCAAGCACAAUCUGGAAGCCAGACUCAUGAAGAACAAUCUUUAAAUGACAUAGUCGAGCCCAUCGCUCUACAGCAGCAGUUAGAAAGAAUUAAGAGAGGCUUUAAGGAGGAGAAAGAAGGGAUUAGACAUGAGUUAGAUGAUCUGAAAGGCAUUUCACAGAAUCUUCUUGUUGGAAAAGACCAAAUUACGGAAUACCUCCUAACAUUAGAGAAAAAUGUUAACACAUUUCUCAAUAAAAUUAUUGGUGAGUUGAAGGAUGGAAUUCUCGACAUAACCAAAAAUGUUCAGAGAGAUUUGAACAUGUCGAUUGAACAUAGCGCUGAUGGCAUUGAGGAGAAAGCCCAAUCGUUAAAAGAACUUGUUGAACGAACAGACACUAUCAGUAAAUCCAGAUCGGACAUGAUUACUGAAACUCUUACAACAGCUCUAUCUGCAUCAGAGAAGACCAUUGUAGGCUACCUUAACGACACCAGCCUGAAGACUGCCGUCCUUGUCGACUCAGUAAAACAAGAUAUCAACAUAAUCAAGGAAAACACUGACAAAAUCAUAGCGAAUGCAAAUAUGACAUCUCCAGUGCGUCUUGCCAAUAAAAGUGAAUACUUAAACGGUGUGCAGGGACGUUUGGAAAUACUACAUGAUGGCGUUUGGGGGACAGUGUGUGAUGACGGGUUUGAGGAGAUUGAUGCAAAGGUUGCUUGCAAAAUGAUCGAUGUAAAUUUGAGCUUCGAUAAAGUUCAGCCAAGUACAUAUUAUGGUCCCGGAACUGGUAUGAUUUGGCUUGAUGACAUGUCUUGUAAUGGAGAGGAACGUUCUCUAUUUAACUGUCCAGGGGUUGUUAUUGGUAAACAUAACUGCGGCCACGUUGAAGACGUUGGUAUUAGGUGCUGGUACCGAUAAAUUCAGAGAUACUAAAUAUGUGCAUACCUACCUUGUGUUAGGAUCUGAAUUUAGAAAAGGAAAGACAAACUUGCACGAUUUUGAGCAGUGUUCUAAACAAAAAGUGGUUAGGAUGUUUUGGCAAUUAUAUUUUUACCAAAUUUAACAAUAUCCGCAACGAGAAAAGUAAACGUACUUCAACUUCAAGACACAAUUAUAUAAAAAUUAUUUAUUGUUUAUAAGGGGAGGUGCAUACAUAGAUGGACAACAAAUAUGUCUUUGUCCAGUUCUUGUUACCAAAUGGGAAAAAAAAUAAAUAUACUAAGGAAAUCAAAGAUGUCCUCCUUUUCGUAUGCUUGGAAUAUAUUGAUUGUGAAAUAGCAUAUACACAAUAAAUGUACUUGUUAAUAAUUUUGAAAUUGAAUACACGACAAAAAAAACGAAUAUACCUGAAUAUAUUCUUAGCAUUUGCCAGUGGUCAAUGACAUUUGCAGGGGCGUGCAAACGCAAGCCAUUUAUUUGGAGAACGUUUUUCAUCACAUGUGAUUGAUUAUCAUUUCUAGCACACCGGAUAGGCACUUCCGGUGAAUUCAGCCGUGCUGGAAAACUCCAUCUGGCAUCCCCCCAUGCCAGAUGAGUCACGCGCUGUGACGUAAUAUUUUUCAUUUCUUUUAUUUUACAUUUUAUGUAACCAAACUUAUGAGAUUUCAAUAGAUGAGUUCCAUAACUAUUAACUUUACAAAAAGACACCUUCAAAACAAAAGAAAAUAACCCUUAAAAGACGUGAUACUGAAGGCACAUCUUGUUGUAUGCAGUAAAUAAAAAUUACUGCGCGUCAUGACGUCAGCUAAAAUCAUCGCACGUGCUUUUUGGUGAAAUUUACAAAACAGCGCUUUUCUAUGCAUUUUUCACAAAAAAAAAUGUAAUUCAAGGUAUGCUAGAAAAAAUAUCUAUCAUGUGUGUCCGUUCAGGAUCGAAAAAUCCAACCCUCUUGCACGCUGCGUAGCCGGUAACUCGGCAAGCCUCGUUACCUGGCAACGCAGGUGCCCUCGGGUUGGAUUUUUCGAUUCGGAACGGGAACGCAUGACAGAUAUUAUAAAUUUUAAGUCACGUUAGGCGAGUACAAUAAACAAGAUUUUAUUUCAGGUCGAACAUACGGAUAUAUGAUGCUAAAUGUAUAGUAUAUAUUUAUCACGAAUAAACAUUUUCAAAGCCAUUUAAGAUUUCAGAAAU